Molecule: messenger RNA, 651 nt
Organism: Gryllus bimaculatus (two-spotted cricket)
Lineage: Eukaryota; Metazoa; Arthropoda; Insecta; Orthoptera; Gryllidae
Source: the annotation of a GenBank genome assembly
GGCGGAGGAGGCGGACCCCGACGAGGAGGAGGAGGACGGGCCGGGCGCCGGGGAGCUGGCGUCGGCGCUGCCCUGGGACCUGGAGCACGUGCCGCUCGCCUUCACGCGCCUGCCCGUCGAGGAGACGGUGCGCCGCUCGCAGGAGUUCUACGCCUUCAUGGAGCAGCGCCGCACCGUGCGCUUCUUCAGCGCAGACCCCGUGCCCGCAGAGGUCAUCCGGAACGUGGUGCGCGCCGCAGGGACGGCGCCGAGCGGGGCGCACACGGAGCCCUGGACGUACGUGGCGGUGUCGGACCCCGAGGUGAAGCGGCGCAUCCGCGAGAUCGUGGAGGAGGAGGAGCACGUCAACUACACCAAGCGCAUGGGCACCCAGUGGACGACGGACCUGAAGCCUCUGAAGACGAACUGGGUGAAGGAGUACCUCACCACCGCCCCGUUCCUCAUCCUGGUGUUCAAGCAGCUGUACAGCUACAAGGAGGAUGGCACCAAGCGUAUCCACUACUACAACGAGAUGAGCGUCUCUCUCGCCUGCGGCAUCCUCCUCACCGCCAUCCACAAGCUGACGCUGCUGCUGCCGGUGGGCUACCCGGCCGCCGACGCCACCGUGCCCGACCUGCGCCGCAAGCCGCUCGAGGACAUCCUCGUCGAGAU